Messenger RNA from Talaromyces atroroseus, 1191 nucleotides. RefSeq lists its product as hypothetical. NCBI's taxonomy places the organism in Eukaryota, Fungi, Ascomycota, Eurotiomycetes, Eurotiales, Trichocomaceae. Gene Ontology annotation, molecular function: sulfite transmembrane transporter activity. The coding region runs from base 1 to 1191 and encodes 396 amino acids. The transcript has 2 exons. Gene Ontology annotation, biological process: transmembrane transport; sulfite transmembrane transport. The record is from RefSeq and is a predicted model, not a curated record. Gene Ontology annotation, cellular component: plasma membrane.
AUGAACAGGCGGAGAAGCAAGCUCACUGCACGUCUGUGGAGGUUUUCUUCACAAUGGUUUCUAAUCCCGCAAGGGACAGGAAUCGUUGCCAUCAUCCUCCAUCAGCUUAAAUAUCAGUUCCAUGGCCUGGAGACCAUCUCCGAGAUCGUCUGGGUAUACACCAUCGUCCUGCUGUCGGUGUUUAUACUGUUGUAUAUGCUUCGCGUCUGCGUCUAUCCACGUCAUGUCGCCGCCGAGUACCGCACCAACAUUGCCGAAACGUCGUGUCUCGCAAGUAUCGGCAUUGCGUUGACAACUAUCACACAGAUGAUUGCACUCACGCUGGUCAAACAAUGGGGGCCCAGCUGGGGCAUUGUCGCCUACGUGUUCUGGUGGAUCGUGACUAGCAUGGCGGUGGUCUCUCUUCACCUCAUCACCUACGUCCACGUCAAAGUCCAGCCGCCAGGAGUCACGGAUAUGUCACCACAGAUGCUACUUCCUCUCAUCGCAGCAUUGACCUCGGCCGCGGCCGGUGGCACUCUGUGUGUCUACGGCGCCUUGAGCCCGGCACUGCAGGGACCAAUUUUGGUUGUCGCAUAUCUGGAAAUCGGCGCCGCGCUGCCGUUGGCAAUAUGCAUGGUCGGGAUCUUUCAGUCCCGGCUCAUCAACCGAGGCUUUCCGAGUAUCGAACAUGUAUGCGAGGACAUGAUUCUCUGCGGACCGUUUGGCCAGGGCAGCUUCGCCCUGCUGAUCGCCGGGAGAGCCAUUCAGAAUAACGUGUCUAGUGCCAAUGUCAGCCAAUAUAACCUUGGCGAUUUUCUGACAGCUCAGUCUGCAGGGGCGCUCGGCACUGCAAGCGAAUUUGCUGGGCUGCUGGUGUGGGGAUGCGCAACGUUUUGGUGGGUUUAUGGGGUGAUUGGGAUCGUGCACACGCUUGCGGUGCAGAUGUAUCGAACAGAGACAAGGCAAGGGUUGAGAUUUUCGAUGGGGGCAUGGUCGCUUGUGUUUCCCAUGGGAGUCUACACAAACGCAACCGUCCAGCUGGGCCAAUUGAUGCACUCGCCGGCUUUCAAUGUCUGGUCAACGAUCCUCCUGAUAAUGCUGCUACUGAUAUGGAUCGCCAACCAUGUGUUUACCAUCAAAGGCCUGAUUACAGGAAGCCUUCUGGGUCCGGAGGCGUUGGGGCUGAAGCAAGAACGGAGCGCUGUGUAG